Messenger RNA from Hansenula anomala, 684 nucleotides. RefSeq names its product mitochondrial 54S ribosomal protein mL67 (gene MHR1). Gene Ontology annotation, biological process: DNA recombination; positive regulation of mitochondrial DNA replication. The transcript has 2 exons. Gene Ontology annotation, cellular component: mitochondrial large ribosomal subunit; nucleus. The record is from RefSeq and is a predicted model, not a curated record. The coding region runs from base 1 to 684 and encodes 227 amino acids. NCBI's taxonomy places the organism in Eukaryota, Fungi, Ascomycota, Saccharomycetes, Phaffomycetales, Wickerhamomycetaceae. Gene Ontology annotation, molecular function: single-stranded DNA binding; DNA strand exchange activity; structural constituent of ribosome.
AUGUCCAAUAGAUACAGACCAGCCAGUUGGUUGAGAAAAAAUGAAUUUGCUCCACAAGUUUUCCUUUUCAGAAACAUGGAGUCUGGACAAGUUUUAUAUUCACAAUUACCAACAUUCACACAAUAUCAAAUAAAGAGACAAUUCAAAAGACCAAACUGGGAGAACAGAAAACCAAGCACACGUCCAGAUAUCUGGAGAAUCAUGGCUGUUGCAACUUUCCCAGAUUAUGAAGCUGCUAUUAAAGCUUAUGAUAGUCUUGUGCAAUUAAGAAACAUGAGAGAUAUAUCGAAGAAGGAUGAAGCUAUGAAAUAUAGACCAAGAAAUGAAGAUAAUCACAUUUGGUACAGUGCUCAAUAUAGACCAAUUUAUACACAAGAAGCAGUUGCUGAUUUAAAUACAGUUGUUGAACAUAUUCAAAAAUUAACCACGAUUCACUGGGAAGAUGAAUGGAGAAAAGGUGAUUUAAAACAUUGGAACGGUGAUUUAGUUAAGCAUGAACUAUUGGAUAGAACUGGAUUGAAGACACCAGUUGCCCUAUUGGAUCAAUUAAGAAUAAAAGGUAGAGAAGCAUUCCAAAAAUUGAGUAUGUUGGAGAAUUCACAAAGACAAAAGGAAAAAUCUGCAGCUAAGCUAGAAUCCAGUGCAUCAGCAGAGCAGAAGCAACAACCAGAAGCCAGUGUGUAG